Molecule: messenger RNA, 970 nt
Organism: Xenopus laevis (African clawed frog)
Lineage: Eukaryota; Metazoa; Chordata; Amphibia; Anura; Pipidae
Gene: sfr1.L
Product: SWI5-dependent homologous recombination repair protein 1 L homeolog
Exons: 5
Coding region: 275-916 (213 amino acids)
Biological process (GO): positive regulation of DNA-templated transcription; double-strand break repair via homologous recombination
Cellular component (GO): Swi5-Sfr1 complex; nucleus
Molecular function (GO): transcription coactivator activity
Source: RefSeq, a predicted model, not a curated record
UGGCAACCCUAACACUUCUGAACUCUCUCCAGCUCAUUAACAUGCUUCUAAAGAACUGGAGACCAUAACUGCACUGCAUACUCAAGUAACGCAUGUGCAGUAAAGCGGAAAGCCGGACUUUAACGAAAAUGCGUCUGCCCUGGGAAAUGUGAAAGCCUAAGAAGCAGGAAGAAGAUCUUUCUGUGGUGCUCGCUAGAAAAACCCUGGGCUGGAGCGGUUUUCUGCUUAUCAGAGCACAGGCCCAUGGUGGUGUCAGGUAAAGUAAAAAUGGAAAAUGGAGUCCACAUCCCCACAUCAAGGAUCUUUCUAUAAAUCAAACCUGUGUUCUCCUGACUCUCCAAAGGAUACUGUUCCUAAGCAGCCUAUGAGUGCAACACUAAGAGAACGGCUCAGAAAAACCCGAAGGUCUUUUAAUGCUGCAUUUUCGGUGGCAAAACGACUGAAAGUUGAUUGUGAAGAAAAUGAAAGUUCUUCAGACUGUCCCAAUAAUAAUUUGCCACCACACGAAGACUCCGAACCGAAUGCUACAAAAAUCGAAGUUGAUCUUGUUUCUGAGGGAGACAUCUGCAGAUUAGACAGCCGGACUUCAUCUGAAGCUUCCUCGCCUGUCCGUUGCAAGGAUCACAAGCAGCUGCUUCAGGAAAAGAAGUUACUGCUGAAGAAGUUGGAGGAGCAAGAAGAUACUUUGAGGAGAUUGAAAAUGGUGAAGCUCUACAGAGCUAAGAACAAUCUGUCUGAAUUACAGUCUCUGAUAGAAAAAUGGCGGAAGAGCAGCCAGCUGUCACUGUAUGAACUUCAAGCAGCUUUAAUAGCCGAGAAUAACAAGGUCACUCUCUCACAAUUAAUAGAAAGCUACGGGCUGGAUGAAAACUUGCUGCACUAUAACAGAACAGAAGAGGAUUUUCAAGAUCAGUGACCUCAUUCUGCACUAAUAUCAAUAAAAAAGGACUAAUAGAAUUCUUUCAAAGAA